AUGCCUCGUUUGCAGCCUGUUUACUCAGAGUUUUUCGACAGUCCCCUGACAGAAGACGUGGAGGAACUCCUGGCUCGUUUCCAGCAGACUGACUCAAUCAGAUAUGAGAAGUUUUCAGUUAUUUGGAGGGACAUGGGCUUCUCUGAUGUCUUUAUAGGUGUCAACCGUGUGGGUGAACUGAAGAGAUUUUGUAGAAUAACGUUGGCUACAGCUGUGAAGUACUUCCUGCCUCCAUACAGCUACCAGAUUCGGGUAGGAGGCCUGUAUCUGAUGUUUGGUUUUUACCACACACAACCUGUGGUUCCGCCAGUGAGGAUCAGACUCGCGCUGAGGGUUUGGGCUUCAGUUCAAAAGUUUCUCAGGGAGUCUGUGGAUUCUGGGCAUCAGGAUGUUGUUUACAUUUAUGAAAAGCUUGUUGCAGUCAAAGCUAUACACUACACCGCCAUGCCACAUUUUCUGACCUUCCAGAAGCAAAGGAAGCCAAAGAAGGAACCUGUGUGCGCAGAGUUCCUAGGGAGGACCACAGCCAUCCAGGAGUUCAUGACUUCAGACAUCCUGGUGGAGUUGGACAACAUCCAGAGCCAGUAUGAGAAGCUGAAGGAGGGCACGGUGGAGGUCAGCUCCCACGUCAGCAUGACCAAUCGCAACUUGGCCACUGGCCUGAAAGCCUGCAUGUCAGAGUUCAUCACCUGGCAGCAGAAGGCUUUCUCACAGGAUCACAAAGAUGAGAACUCUGAGACCAGCAGCAGCAGGGCCAGGCUUCUGUCCUCAAUCAAGCAGAAGAGCUACAGAAACGUCCAAGAGGCCUCAAAGUCCAGGAGGCACCGACAGGCCCAGGCAGCAGAGUUGUCCGGCUCAGGGGCGGAGCAGGUCCAGGAGGCAGCUCUGCAGAAGAAGAGGCCUCUGUCACUGCGGGCUCGGACUUGGAAGAGUCUCGGGGUGACGCAGGAGGAGAGCAAGUUCCAGGCCUGGCUCCUGAGUGCUCCUGAGCAGCAGGAGAGGGUGCCGGUGAAGAGGACCAACCACGUAGCACCUUUCAGAGCUUGA
This is a messenger RNA of Scatophagus argus, 1047 nucleotides long. Its product is annotated as snRNA-activating protein complex subunit 1-like. NCBI's taxonomy places the organism in Eukaryota, Metazoa, Chordata, Actinopteri, Scatophagidae. Gene Ontology annotation, biological process: snRNA transcription by RNA polymerase III; snRNA transcription by RNA polymerase II. Bases 1 to 1047 code for a protein of 348 amino acids. Gene Ontology annotation, cellular component: snRNA-activating protein complex. The transcript has 2 exons. The record is from RefSeq and is a predicted model, not a curated record. Gene Ontology annotation, molecular function: sequence-specific DNA binding.